Molecule: messenger RNA, 457 nt
Organism: Meloidogyne enterolobii
Lineage: Eukaryota; Metazoa; Nematoda; Chromadorea; Rhabditida; Meloidogynidae
Source: the annotation of a GenBank genome assembly
UUUAUGUCGUUUUUAGACAAAAAUUUAAGUUUUUAUUUUACAAUUCUUUAAAAAGUAUUCUUCAAAAACGGCGCAAGUUAUGCAUAUUUGGCGAAAUAAUCCAAAAAAUGUUACUCCGUACCUCGAAUCGCUUGGUGAUCCUUAAAGACAAACCUCAGAGAAGCAAAUAAUUAUCGAAAAUUUGGAUGAUUGGAAAGUUAUUACGGCUACAUGGUUCGAAAUGGCACAAUAUCUAAGCGUUUUGGAAACUUAGCCAACGACCAAAACUUUGCUGGAAGAGAAAAUUACGAAAAAGCGCUUGCCUUUGCUCUUGAUUCUGCAACAAUUUUAGUUCAACACCUCGACAAGACGAUUUUAAGGAGCAUUAUAGCUUGUAUGUCAAUACAAUUAUUGAACAAGCUCUCGAUACUUACAAAAAGAAGAGAAAUCAAAAGGUGGAUGUUGAACCAAAAUUAGC